AUGGAGAGGGAGGAGAGUGAGAGGGAGAGGGAGAGGGAGAGGGGGGUGGUUCCGCAGCCGCCGGCGAAGCGCAUGAAGCUGGCACCGGUGGUACCGACCGCCGCCGGCGGCGGCGGCGGCGGCGGCGGUGGCCAGGUGGCGUCACCGAGGUGGCGGAGGCUGCGGCAGACCUUGCUCGUGGUGCUCUUCCUGGAGGACCACGGUGACGGCCAGCAUCUCCAUCUCCCAAAUCGGUCGCAUGCUUCAGAGAUAUGUCGACUGCACCUUUCACAAGUAUCAUGGGAUGAUUUCCAGGUCCUUAUCAGUGCUUUUCAAGAAAGAGAGAUUGGAUCGAUUGGUAGCAAGCUGGAGAGUUUUCAGGAGCAGAUCGAGGGUCUCCGCCAUGAAGUGACACAAUUGUCACGCCUGUGUUCCAAUCGCCACACUGAUCAACAGACAAGACUAGAGGCAAAUCAGGAGCAUAUUGCUGCUAAUGGAUCAAACACAGACACGCGACUGUGUUUCCUGAAUGGUUUGGAGCCACCUGUUUACACGGAAGAGAACUUAACAUCUCAGAACCAUGCAGCUAUCAAACUUGCCAUGUUUCAAGGUGACAAGGUGGUAGAAUCUGGUGCGCUUUCGGAAGCAAAAAUUGAGAUCUUGGUUCUCCGUGGAGAUUUCUCCAACAAAUGCCGAGACAAUUGGACUGAAGAUGAGUUUGAUAAGCAUAUACUGCAAGGUCGGGACGGGCACGAUCUUGUCCUGGGGACUGUAUGGUUAACCAAUGGAAUGGCUGAACUUAGCCAGAUCCGUUUCAGGGAAGGGUCAUCCAGGAAAAACGUCAUCAUGGCAGCAAGAGUUUGCAAGAACAAAAAGACUUGUGGUCGGGUUCAGGAAGCCAUCAUGAAGCCUGUGAAAGUUCUCGACCGCAGAAACAAACCAAAUGAGAAGAGGCACCCUCCAAGACUAGAUGAUGACCUAUAUCGCUUAGAGGAGAUUGCCAGGGAUGGAGCUUACCACAGGAGGCUUCAGGAGGUGCAAAUCUAUAAAGUGGGGGGCUUCUUGAAGGCUUUGAAUGAGGACUCCAACAAGCUUCGUGCGAUCCUCAAGAUGGAAAAUCAGCAAAAUGCUUGGUCAAAACUGACUGAGCAUGCUAGAGAGUGUGUUCUCGAAGAUCGGCAAGAACUCAAACAGUACCACAGUAAAGAGGGCAACGUUGUGUUUUUCUUUAAUUGCGUGCAUGAGCUUGUCGGAGCAGCAUUCCCACAUGAGUAUGUUGCAUGCCAAAGAUUUAACACAGCUCAGAAGGCUUUAGUGAACAAAUGGAGAUUGCAUGCAUAUGAAAAACUGAAGGACAUUUCACCUGAUUUUGUAAUGAAAGGCAAUUUUCCUGAGCCGGUCUCUUCAAGCACAGAUGUUGCUGCUGCACCUUCUGUUCUAGCAGUGGGCGCAUCACAACAAGUUUUCUCUACUAAUCAGCUUGCAUAUCAAGGAACUGGAGCAGCUGAAUAUUUGGCCCACAAUGAACAUGUAAUGGGACACAUUUCCCCAGUGGCAAACUGUGGUCCCACCAUUCCUAAUAAUGGUCCAAACACACACUAUUACCAAGGAACUGGAACAGCUGAAAAUUUGCCCCAGGGCGAGCAUGGAACACCUUACCAAAUUGCAGACUGUGGUCCCAUUGUUGCCGAUCCUGAUUAUCUAAACACACGUUAUUGCCAAGGCCAAGGAAUUCCACUGCAUAGUCAGCAGCAAGUAAUUUCACCUUGGCCUCAAAACCCCCAAGGCAUGAUGGACUUUGCUUGCCCAAUUGAGUUGGCGGGCAUGAACUUUGACCUGUAUCAGGACUCAGGUGCAUCAACCUCUGCUCAAGCUCAACUUAUGUUUGGGCCACGUAACCCUACUCAACCUGAAUCAACCAACCCUGCUGCAGCACCACCAUGGAUGCCAUCAAUGGCUGAGCAAGAUCAGGGACCCAGCUGCUCUGGAUUUCCAGGAUCAGGUCACCCCAACGACUUCCAGUAA
Molecule: messenger RNA, 2004 nt
Organism: Miscanthus lutarioriparius
Lineage: Eukaryota; Viridiplantae; Streptophyta; Magnoliopsida; Poales; Poaceae
Source: the annotation of a GenBank genome assembly